Molecule: messenger RNA, 2065 nt
Organism: Hemibagrus wyckioides
Lineage: Eukaryota; Metazoa; Chordata; Actinopteri; Siluriformes; Bagridae
Gene: foxl2a
Product: forkhead box L2a
Exons: 1
Coding region: 182-1081 (299 amino acids)
Biological process (GO): cell differentiation; anatomical structure morphogenesis; regulation of transcription by RNA polymerase II
Molecular function (GO): RNA polymerase II cis-regulatory region sequence-specific DNA binding; DNA-binding transcription factor activity, RNA polymerase II-specific
Source: RefSeq, a predicted model, not a curated record
CCUCCUUCUCCUGGAUUAUCAGUUAGAGAAGAAGCUGAAAAACAUUUUAACUCUGACACAAAGACGCAAAGACGCAAAGCCGAUUCUGGUGAUUUCCGGUCAUCUCAGUGUGUGGAUUCAUUCAUAUUUGGUCACAGGAUUAAUUCUAACUUUUGCUGGAGUUUCUUUUGGGUUGUGUGAGAUGAUGGCCGCCUACCUGGGCCUGGAGGAGAACAACACGGACCUGAUGGACACGGCUAGCAAGACCGAAAAAGAGCAAAGUAAGUGCGAAAGUGCGGCAGUGAAAAGCGCAGAGAAUCCGGACGCGACUCAGAAGCCGCCGUAUUCCUACGUGGCGCUGAUCGCCAUGGCCAUACGCGACAGCACCGAGAAGCGGCUGACACUCUCAGGCAUUUACCAGUACAUCAUCACUAAGUUUCCUUUCUACGAGAAGAAUAAGAAAGGCUGGCAGAACAGCAUCCGACACAACCUGUCUCUGAACGAGUGCUUCAUCAAGGUUCCCCGGGAGGGCGGUGGAGAGAGGAAAGGGAAUUACUGGACCCUGGACCCUGCGUGUGAGGACAUGUUUGAGAAGGGAAACUACCGACGGCGGCGGCGCAUGAAGAGACCGUUCAGACCUCCGCCUGCACACUUCCAGCCCGGUAAAUCUCUUUUCGGUGGGGACAGUUACGGUUACCUUUCCCCGCCGAAAUAUUUACAGCCUGGGUUCAUGAACAACUCGUGGUCUCUGGCGCAAGCUCCAGCGCCAAUGCCGUACACCUCGUGCCAAAUGGCGAGCGGGAACGUGAGUCCGGUGAACGUCAAAGGCUUGACCGCGCACUCGACGUACAACCCUUAUUCUCGCAUGCAAACAAUGACACUGCCGGCUAUAGUCAACUCGUAUAAUGGCAUGAGUCACCAUCAUACACACCAGCACCAUCAGCAGCUCAGUCCGGCUGCGUCUCCUCCGGUUUCGACUGGAAACGGCACCGGGCUUCAGUUCGCGUGCUCGCGGCAGCCCACAGAUCUGCCCAUGAUGCACUGCCCUUACUGGGAGCACGAGGGCAAACACUCCGCGCUGCACACUCGGAUCGAUAUAUAGCUCCAUCUGCACCCACUACCUGAGACUUGUGGUAAUAAAGAUUGUCAAGGUUGUCUGGAUGUGGGCGCACGUGCAAACAAAACUGACGUGGAAUAAUCAGACAUUGGGAAUCUCUCCGAUGUGAUGAGGUUUGGUUUGUGCUUCUUAUCUCUGCUGCAAAAAUGAGGAGAUGUGGAUCAAAAUGGUCUCUCUCCCCUGUAUAUAAAUUAAUUCUGUGAAAAUAGUGCACAUUUCUCUUCGUUCUAAUGGAAACUUUUUUUUUUUAUUAUUAUUAUUAUUAUUAUUUAGAUGUGAUCUAUUUUCAGUAUUUUGACCCUGUCCAGAUCGCAGUGGCCUAUCACUUUUAAAACAAUGUAUUUUCACGUCAUUAAUGGUUUUCUGUUUUCCAUUAAGUCUUAAAUUUCAAAUUCAGUAAAAGAGAAGGAAGGAAAUCUGGGUCAAAGCAGCUGUUUUUGCAGUUGUCCUUCGAUAGAUCUUCUGCAAUCACAUCUGUGUUUUAAUAAUUCAUAUGCAAAAAAAUAAUAAUAAUAAAAGAAAAGAAAUAAAUAAUCAGCCCAAUAAGACUUAAGAAGCCCAAGAAGAAGUCCAGUAUAAAUCAAGCAGGAUAAUGUUUAGCUGAAAUCCAAUCUGACUCUGGACUGGAUGAUGCAGUGAAGGCUCCGAGUGGUUUUCGAUGUUAUUCACCAAGUGCUUGUUGUUGUUGUUGUUGUUGUUGUUAAAUUGUGACGCGAAGGCAAACUCAGACUUGUAUUGAAAGACACCGAAAAUUUGUAGGUGAAUUAUUGUGGGCUAACUGAAUUUUAUUUUUAUUAUUAUUAUUAUUAUUAUUAUUAUUAUUAUUAUUAUUAUUAUUAUUAUUAUUGAUGAAUAAUGUUAAUGUCUGCAACAACCUGAGGACCAUGUUUACGCAGCACUUUUUUAAAAUCGUUUUCCCCCUAGUUUUCAUAAUAAACUAAUUUCUCUUAAAAUGACACAGUGAUCUUG